AUGUUGAUCUAUAAUACUAAAGUGGCGUCCUACGGCCCCAGAUUCGCCUCUAGGUUGACGGUAUCCGCUCGUUUAGGAAGACGGUGUUUUACCAACGACUCGUAUACGUUCAGAAACUUCCAAAGUGGGCACACGAUUGCUAAACAUUUUGAGACCGCUGGUCAUGGAUACCUGAUGUCUGUGGCCUUUGAGCCGAAAGAUCGCCUCAAAGACAAAAAUCACCCUGACGACGGGCUCAUUUCCAAGUACCGAAAGAAGGUCCAGACCAAUACCGUGUACGAUUCGCCCACGGGGGAAGAUAAUUAUGUGAUGGCAUAUAAUGACUCCAAGGUGCUGGCUGGCGUUUUGGACGGGGUUGGUGGCUGGUCUGAACAAGGGUUCGAUUCCAGUGCUAUCAGCCGCGAGCUAUCCACCCAUGUGACAAUGGAAUUUUUGCAUGAGGAUCACCUGACUCCGCUCGAGAUUCUGGACAAGGCAUACAUCAAAAUGAAGCAGGACGGUUCUGUUGAGGUUGGCUCCACGACCAUCUGUUUUGGCAUCAUCGAUGCCGAAACAAAUAAGCUACAUGCUGUUAAUUUGGGCGACUCCUGGUUUGGAGUCUUUAGGAAGCAAGACUCGCGAUUCAAGUGCGUUUUGGAGUCCAAAGAGCAGACAUAUUCGUUCAACGCCCCCUACCAGUUAUCUGUGAUCCCGCAAGAGUUUUUGGACAUUGCCAAACGGAAGGGCUCAAAAUACUUAAUGAACCUGCCCCAAGACGCAGACGAGUACGAGUUCCAGCUCGAGUCAGGAGACGUGGUGAUGUUCACCACCGACGGUUUAAUUGACAAUGUCGUCAUCAAUGACGUGGCGCUGUAUUUGGAUGACUAUUUCGCGGCAGAUCAGAUAGGGGAAAUGAACACGAACCUUGUUCGGAACGUCAAAGAGCUGAGUCUGAAUAGCAACUUCAAAAGCGUGUUUUCGCAGCGACUAAGCGAUAUUACUGGCCAAGAUUACAUUGGAGGCAAGCCAGAUGACAUCACCAGCGUGGUAGUCUAUGUCCAGUAA
Ogataea angusta is the source of this 1044-nucleotide messenger RNA. RefSeq lists its product as uncharacterized. The transcript has a single exon. The record is from RefSeq and is a predicted model, not a curated record. Lineage: Eukaryota; Fungi; Ascomycota; Pichiomycetes; Pichiales; Pichiaceae. The coding region runs from base 1 to 1044 and encodes 347 amino acids.